This is a messenger RNA of Suillus discolor, 2826 nucleotides long. RefSeq lists its product as uncharacterized. The transcript has 21 exons. Lineage: Eukaryota; Fungi; Basidiomycota; Agaricomycetes; Boletales; Suillaceae. The coding region runs from base 1 to 2826 and encodes 941 amino acids. The record is from RefSeq and is a predicted model, not a curated record.
AUGUCAGGCCAACCUUUCCUCAACGCGUCUCCUUCAUCACUUGUCAACCUUUCAUCAACACAUGUGUUUUGUGGAUGCAUGUUUAUUGUGAACGUGUGUCUUUUGCUACUGUGGCACACUAACUACAAUUUCAGCUUAACCUUUCAUCAAUGCGCAUUUUGUGGACAUGAGUCUCUUGUGAACAUGUCACUUUGGUUUCUGCUUAACCUUUCAUUAACGUUCUCUAUCAUAACACACACCAAAAACACUGCAAAGAAGUGUACUGGUGGCUCAGUGCCGUGCAUACACCUCAAGAUACUCAGGACUGCUGCUAAGAGCCUUUCUAGAGGACAGCUGGAUGGAAGCCAAAGUUUGGAGAUGUCCAAACUGGUUCAUCACAAUGAGGGCACACCCUACUAUGGCUUCUAUCACACUAAUGGUGUCCCGAUCCUUGAGUCUUUUCUACAGGUCCACACUUCCCUUGAGCUCUCAUCACUCGCUGAACUUUUGGCUGCACCGGUCAUAUUCAUACAUCUCAUCCUUGUCGACUUCGACACUAUGGCCAGCCCUCUCUCCUUGGCUCAUUCAUUCCUUCAGCCCUACUUUACCAGUGGCAGCAUUGAAUAUCACGAAAUUGCCUACAACAUUGUCUCUGAUGUGUCCGGUUACUGCAAAACUGUCCGUCAAAUUAUCAAGGACCUCAAAAACAUGUUUGUGUGGGAACAUGCAGUGGUUGGUGACCCAUUUGCCGGGUACAGUUUGGAUGGUGAGAAGCACUAUGCUGGCACUCCAACUGAAGAUUUCUUGGAUGGUAUCUUUAGUCUAUGGCAAUCUCUCCUGGACCAUGCCAACGAAACCUACCUCUGGCUCUUGUGCUGUGGUGCAAUUGUCAACAACAGCGAUUCAUUUGCAGGAUUGCAAUGCACAGUACUUCAUCUGAAGGUCUCCAAGUUUGUAUGGGCUGAUGUGAACUUCCAGCCUUGGAGUGGCUUCCUGUCAAUCCAAUACCCAAGCUGUUGGUGGACUAAUUCUUGGAGGUCAGUCUUUGUUAGAGGUUGCAAGGAUAAGGUCUAUGUCUUUGAGUGCAAGAAUGACACCUACAUCCAGUCUUUCAGCUUCAGACCUCCUGAAGGUGCCACCAUGUUGACGCUAGAUAUAAUGACCAGCUGGACUCUUGUUUUUAACAAUGUGUUGAAUGAACACAAGGAUUCCUUUGUAGCAGCCAAAGGAAAUUCUAUCAUCAGGGCUCACAUCCUCAAGACAAUCAAAGAUGCUAUAGGCAGCAGUGAAGCAGCCAAAGACCCUUGUAUCAUGCUUCCUGAGAAAAAUCUGCAAAAGGCUGUUCGUGCCUAUUAUUUGGACUUUCUGAAAGAUGAUGAGGAUCAAUAUGACAAGCAACACAGAGAUACCUCCAACUCAAAGUCUAUGGGUCAGAGGACAAGAUUGGCCUACAUGUGGCACCAAGCCAUGUCCCCUGAGGUCAAGAGAGAGCUCGAGCGAGUUGCAGGAAAAUGGAACCAGGAAGGACCUCCUGCAGACACCAAGGACAGAACUAUGGGAUUGCAUGUUGUCAUCCUUGCAGCCUAUGACCGAGGUGAGGGAAAGGCUCCUGGAACUACUGUACUUGUUUCUAAAGCUGAGAGACUUUACCUCGAAAAACCAAAAAACCUUUCACUCAGUCUAUCAGCCGAUGGAGAGGAUGAUGAUGAAAAUGAUCUCUCAGAUCUAACUGUUGAGGUCAAUGAUGAUGAUUAUCCUUGCCUACCCACAGGCUUUGGAUCUCUCAAGCUCAAGCACAGGCAACAGCUUAUUCAGACUGUCUUUCGAAAGGCCUACACUGUUAUCACCAACAAUCCUCGGGCUCCAGUGCCCUGGGGUGAGAUUUCUAAUAAUCCCAAUUACUACCUUGAUUCAGGAUGCAUCCCUGAGAAUGUUGUUAUUAGGGAUCCUUCCUACCUGCAAAAGGACAUGAUCACUGUGAUAUACUCCCACUGGAAAGAUUGUACUAGUCAUGACAUGCUGAUUGGAGCUGCAAAGGAUAAGGAAGGACUCUUGAAUAAGGUCGCUGAUGAUAAAAGCUCUUCAGAUGAAGAUGAAGUCGAGGUGGAGACUCCGACCAUUGCUAAUUCCAGCCCCAAAUUCCAUCUUGCUAGGGACAUGGUCCCUUACCUCAAGUCUCUCUCUACUGUCCCUUCAUAUUCAUGUCUUCUUACUGUGGUUCAAAAGCUUCCGCAAAGAAUAGAUUCAAAGUCAAGGAAACAGCAACUUCCUGUCUGGGCUUCUUGGACAUGGUCUCAGGCAUAUCUGCCUCAAGACAUCUAUGAGAAUAUGAAAAUCACUUCAGCCACAUUGGAGCAUUUGAUUGUGAGCCUGGAAAUCGGACCCCUACUUCAUGAGUGUCAUCAUGCUCAGGAGUAUGAAGCCAAUGAAGCUGGAGAUGAUGUAUCUGACUACUUGGGUAACUCUAUCUUGGGCAUCCAGAUGGGCGACCAGAUUGAGGAAAAGGUCAUAGGGAUAGGGGCAGAAGUUGAAGUUAUGCUGAAAGAUGAGAACCUAGAGUUGUUCAUUGUGAGGCAAGACAUUGAGAAGAGGCAUUUGGAGGGGAACAAAAAGUUGAAGGAGAAAAGGAGAGUUGAGGAUGAGAAGAGGGUCGAGGAAGAAACAAGAUUGGCUAAGAAAGCAAGCAAGGUGGACACCAGGGUGAGAAAAUCCCAUGCCAAAGGGAAGGGUAAGUGGCCUGCUAUAAAUGUGGAGGAACUAUCUAAGAAAAAGGUGAAAGUUUUUUUUCCUGAUCCACCUUAUCAUUUUGCCAGAGACAAAGCACCUCCAAAGAAGUACAAUGUCUAA